AUGGGACGCUUUAAACCGACAACAUUCACGCAUGACUUUGAGUUUCCUGUUCAUGGAAUCGCUUUUACUGAAGACGAUCGCAUCUUAGCUACCGGAGGAGAUGGCAUCAAUACGAUGGGCACAUCCAAUAAACUGAUGUUAUUGAGUGUCGAUGAAAAAAAUAAGGCUCUUGUUGAACAAGUUUUAUUGUCAUUGUCACCUGAAGAUGCUUGUCCAAUGUCAAUUGCAUGUCAUCCAAAGAUGGAUAUUGUGGCAGUUGGGGUCAAUAAGUCUAUAGAUAAAGGAGAAAACACAAAUUGCCAGUUGUUUAAACUUGAAGAAAGUCGCAUUGUGGCCACUGAGGCUGUAUGCACAAAUACCAACAAGAGUGCAGAUGAAUAUCAGAAGGUAACACGCUUCAGUCCAAGAGGCAAUUACCUUGUCUCGGGAAGCACGGACGGCAAGAUAUCUGUCCUCAGAGUACCUGGACUGUCCCUGGCCUUUCCUACCUUGAGGUUCAAUAGUCUUCAUGAUGCUGAUAUAGAUGAGGCCGAAGAAUAUGUAGCUGUGGCAACUACAAGCGCAGUACUGAUCCUGUCUAUGCGAGAUGGAAGUAUUGUGCAGGCCAUCGACAGUCCACAGUUCAAUGGGAUUCAGUGUGAAUUUCGUGCCUGCAGGUUCUCAGGUACAUCUCCAAGCAAUAAAACGCUCUAUGCCAUUGUAAAUCCCAUUGCACGGGGAAAGGGAUUUGUGUGUGCAUGGAAGAUGCGCCCAAGCGAUCACAGGUUUUCUGUGACCAAGGUUCAAGCUGAGAGUGUCAGCCGUACAUCCAUUACAAACUUCACAAUCAAUGAUCAAGGUAAUCUGCUGGCCUAUACUUCAAGUGAUUUUACCACAGGCAUUGUUGAUGCCAAGACAUUACGGCCCAUUGUACGAAUCAGGCCAAGUCAUGGAUCUGCAAUCACCAGUCUUUGCUUUAAUCGUUCAGGGUUUGACUAUAGGACACCUCUGGAAGUUGUUUUGUGUAUGGUUAUGUUUGCUUUGUUUAUGCACAUUCUUGUACAAAUGGCAGCACACAUGUCAUAG
Phycomyces blakesleeanus NRRL 1555(-) is the source of this 1065-nucleotide messenger RNA. RefSeq lists its product as hypothetical. Gene Ontology annotation, biological process: protein secretion. The record is from RefSeq and is a predicted model, not a curated record. Bases 1 to 1065 code for a protein of 354 amino acids. The transcript is spliced from 10 exons. Gene Ontology annotation, cellular component: endoplasmic reticulum membrane. Lineage: Eukaryota; Fungi; Mucoromycota; Mucoromycetes; Mucorales; Phycomycetaceae. Gene Ontology annotation, molecular function: GTPase activator activity; guanyl-nucleotide exchange factor activity; protein binding.